AUGGACCUGCAGAACAACAAUGAGCAUGGUAGACAGGAACUCAACAAAGCCAAUGCAGAAUAUGUCAAGUGGCUAGGCAUCCAAGACAAUUUGCUUAGGCAAAAAUCUCAAAUAAAAUGGUUUCAAGAAGGGGAUUACAAUAGCAGAUACUUUCACAUCUUGAACCAUAUCCCUCACCUAAUUACUGAGGAGAACAAUAACAUGUUGACUAAAAUCCCGAAGGAAGAAGAGAUCAAGGAUGCCAUUUUCAACCUUAGUUCUGAGAGCACUGCAGGGCCUGAUGGUUUCAAUGGCACUUUCUUCCAAAAGUGCUGGGAUAUCAUUAAAAGUGAAGUUAUAGACUUCGUUCAAGAAUAUUUCAACGGAAGGAACCUCACCAAAUUCUACAAUCACACCUGCCUUGUUCUUAUCCCUAAAGUCAUUUCCCCGACUAGCUUCUCUCAAAUGAGACCCAUUAGUCUCACAAACUUUACCACAAAAAUAAUUUCCAAGAUCCUAUCCAGCAGACUUAAUACUCUUCUACCAUUGAUUAUUUCAGAGAACCAGAGUGGUUUUGUCCAGGGGAGACUGAUUAUUGAAAAUGUGAUGUUAGCUUAG
Lycium barbarum (goji berry) is the source of this 597-nucleotide messenger RNA. RefSeq lists its product as uncharacterized. The coding region runs from base 1 to 597 and encodes 198 amino acids. The transcript is spliced from 2 exons. The record is from RefSeq and is a predicted model, not a curated record. NCBI's taxonomy places the organism in Eukaryota, Viridiplantae, Streptophyta, Magnoliopsida, Solanales, Solanaceae.